GCGCGUCCGAAGCCGAGCGCAGUGCCCGACGCACACCAGGUCCCGCACGGCACACGACCAGAGGCGCGCACAGUCCGGCACAGUCCACUCGGCGAUACGACCCAUGCUGGACCGUCGUCGUCGCUCCGGUCCACGCCGGCAUCAGGCAUCCAGCACCCGCGCCAAGGUGCCCGCACCAGGUGCUCAUCGACGCAGCGUCAGGCCCGAGGACGCGGUGCCGCGGCUGCGGCGCGUCCACGUCACCGCGUCGGGAGCCCGAUCGCGCCUGGUCCAGGAGCCGCGGGCCGGCGAUCGAGAGUAGCGAAAGCAGGAGCGAGGAGAACGACGAAAUACCCGCGGCGAAACACGCGCGAGCGCCUGCGGGACGCCUUCGGACUUGUUUAUAUUUACCUUUUUUUCCUCUUCUUUUCUUCUCCCGGCCUCGGGCCACCGUGUCGGCCAGGUCGGUCCGAAACGUGACGGAGUGGUGAGCGAGAAACAGAGUCGAUCCCGACGACGAGAGUGAGACUGUGAACGCUGUUGGUCGCGCCGGGGAGAGUGCGGUCGAGGGUGACGAAUUUCGACGUGGAAGAGGAAGAAUCGCUCGCUGAUCGGAGGUGCCAGCCGUCGUCCACGUCGGCCCGCACCUAGUGCGGCCGCAUGUCGGUGGACACGGUGCAGUCGCGGAGGAGCGCGACCAACGGGGAACAUGAGGCCCGACAUUGACAGUUGACGAACAAGUGUAGGUCCAGGUGACGAGUGCGUCGGAGGAGAAGCAGGUCGAAGAAGCGCGCUCGCGCGCGCGCGGCUCGUGUCGGAGAAGGGCAGAGAGGACGGUGUUUCUCGUAUCCCCGGGGGCAAAAAAUCGGAUGGACCCGUUCGCGGCGGGCGAAAACGCGCGGCGGAGGUGAGAGGGGGGAGGACGGAAGCGUGACGACGGCCAAGAUCGGGUCCUUUGUCCUGGUGGCUGUCGCUGACAGCGACGCGCGCUCGUCGCUUCCUCCUUCCUCGUCUUCCUCGUCCCCGCGGAAGGCACUGGCGUCAACAAUAACACUCGGCGACCAUCGUCGUCUCCCUUUCUCACCCCAGGGCCUCUCGUUCUUCCUCGAGAAACAGUGAAACUCCACGCGACGAGAGUCGAAGAUCGCAAACGCCACCAUGAGGAUCAAAAUGCCCGCGGUCAGGAUCGCGCAAGCGGAAACCUCGCAAGGCACCGCGUCCCCAGACACCGUCCAAUGCGGGGGCUGUAGGGCGUCCUACCCCCUCGGCGAGAUCGUCCGGUUCAUCGAGCACAAGGUCAACCACUGUCGCAGCACCCUUCAGGGCUGCCACAGUCCGCCGGCGACGGCCGCUCCCGAGGAUUCCGAUCCGGAGGACGCCCUCGCCCUGAAGACCGCCGACCCGGACUCGAAGCUGAACUCGGUGCCCAGCAUCUCCGCGCCCAUCAACAAGAGGAGCGGUCGGUUGGAGAGCCCGCCGACGCCCCAGGGCUCCGGACCGGAUACCGGAAGCCCGAUCGACCUCAAGGCGAGCGCCAGCUCGACGCCCAAGAGACGGACGGAGGCGCCGGACGACGACAAGGAGGACCUUCCGAAGAAGCAGAAGACCGAGUCCGUGGACGCCGACACGAACACAGUCAAUUCCGAGCCAAGAUGGCUGCAGUGCUCGCAAUGUUCCCGGCGACUGUGCUCGGCGUGGGAGCUUCUUCAGCACGUACAGAGCAUGCACGGCGCUCGUCUCUACUGCUCCUCCUCCUCGUCGACGAACUCGUCGUCCAACACUCCGGCGCCGAGUCCACCGACGCCUACGCCGACGCACGCGCAUCACCUUAGCCCGCCAAAUCACCUGAACCUGAGCGGCAAGUCCACUGGAAGCUCGGCGGCGAACUCAUCGGGUGGCACGAACACAAGUGGCAGUAGCGGUAGCCGGCAGCAGCUUCAAACCUCAGCGUCCCUGGUGGGCGACCCUCUCCACAGCUUCUUGAGGCUACCUCAACAUUUGGAGCGAAGUUUCCCGCCCAUGUUCAGGCCCGACUUCCUCACGUUGAAUCCUCUGGCAGGUUACAGAGGUCUCCAGGAGCUGCAGACGGCCACGAGAAAUCUGCAGAACCUGGGCGACCCGCUUCGCGGUAUGGACGGUUUGAAUCUGGGCGAUCCGCUGGUCCGCAGUUCGUUGGACUCGCUCAACAACGCCCGGAAUCUCGCCAAUUUGGCCGAAUUGUCGCACGGCCGAGGCCUCGCCGGCCAAGCACACCCACCACCACUCGAAGCGAACCUGGAUUUUUACUCAGCGCGCCUAAGGAGCCUCGCUAAUCCGUCCUUAGGCGCGGCUCCACCAACCCCUAGCGGAAAUCCCACGACGAAUCCCCCUCCUCCACCGGUACCGCCGGUACCAUCGGUUCCCAUUGCCAGUAAUGUUCAGCAGCAGCAGCAGCAGCAGCAGCAGCAACAACCAUCGCAACAGCAACAGUCGCAAGUUCACUCGGUGGAACCACCUAGUCCGGCCUCGGCCAAUCCUACGAAUCUAAGCCACAGCAAUCACCAGAAGGAAAACUCACCACCCUGUUAUAGUCAAAGUCCGGUGGGUCAUCACAACAACAACAAUUCGACCGACAGCGAGAAGACAAGUCCACCUGUGGCCUCGACGCCAAUAAUUACCGACUCUUCGUCGGAAACGGUGUACACGUGCGAGGUCUGCGACAAAAAGUUUCGCUUUCAGUCCAAUCUGAUCGUCCAUCGUCGCAGCCAUCGAGACAAGGAGAGGCAGUAUCAGCAGCAAGACACUACGCAAGACAGUCAGAGCACAUCGACAAGGUGCGACGUGUGCGAACUUGAGUUGGCGAGCUUCACCGAACUGAGGAAGCACAUGAGGAAGGAGCAUCAGGAGCAGCUAAACUCGGCUGCCAGUCCACAGGGCAGCGUCGAAACGGUGCCGGAUGAUGGAUCCAGCUGUGACGAGAACAUGGAUCUGGACGAGAUGGAGGAGAGCGAGCAAAAGGCCGAGCGCGAAGAUGCGGAAGAGAACACACCCGAGGAUCUGAGCACCAAUCAAGGACAAAGUGGCGAGGAGAGCGGAGGUCGAGUGGAGAAACCAGCCAGUCUAGUGGGCGAUCUCAUGGAGAAGUUUGGGCUGAGCAACAUUGCCCAAUACUCGGAGGCUUAUCGACAGGCGCUACAGGAGAAUCAUCGUAGCGGCUUUCUCAAAACCGACUCGCCCUGCAACCUCGCCAACUCGCUCAACAAUAACAAGGAGAAGGAGAGCGCGCUCUCGCCGAAUUUCAACUCGUCGACAACGCCCAACAUUUUUUCCGGCCAGGGGUUUCCGAGAUCCUCGGGGCCGGACUUUGGCGGUCUCUGGCUACCCAGUCCGCACUACUUGGAGAAUAACGAAUUCCGUAAAGCGUCCAAGGCAACGACGUCCAGCUUGGCGCUUCAGGGCCUGCCGAGCCCGUUGCUGAAGAAGGAACGGAGCGGCCGAAACGACACUUGCGAGUAUUGCGGCAAGGUCUUCAAGAACUGCUCCAACUUGACGGUUCAUAGACGGUCGCACACGGGCGAGAAACCCUACAAAUGUGAGCUUUGCUCGUACGCGUGCGCCCAGAGCUCAAAGUUGACCAGGCACAUGAAGACCCACGGCCGACAUGGCAAGGACACGUACAAGUGUCGCUUCUGCGAGAUGCCGUUCUCGGUGCCGAGCACACUCGAGAAACACAUGAGGAAGUGUGUGGUGGUGGUUCAGCAGGGUCCCAAGCUGGACAUACCGUACCCGGUGAUCAAGGACGAGGAUUCCUCACUCAGUAGCAAGGAUACUUGAUCCUGGAACGGAAGCCUACCGCCAAUCCCACCGUUGUGGCCGCACAGGCCGCCUUAUCCGGUGUACUGAAGAUCCCAGAGGGGAUCUUUCUCUUCAGCGACCUCGAGAUAGGUAGAGACACAUCCGAUGAUCCGAGUCGCACAAGAUCUCGAUACGGUGCGACUUCAGAAGGAUUUCUCGCCGCGAAAUAUCCGAGGUCACCUCUCGGGGAUUAGGAGAGGUGGUAGGUCGACGCGUGAUCUCAACAAUCUCUCGAUCAAAACGGCCUGGAAACGGCUCG
This is a messenger RNA of Camponotus floridanus (Florida carpenter ant), 4072 nucleotides long. RefSeq names its product B-cell lymphoma/leukemia 11A (gene Cph). The record is from RefSeq and is a predicted model, not a curated record. The coding region runs from base 1138 to 3792 and encodes 884 amino acids. Lineage: Eukaryota; Metazoa; Arthropoda; Insecta; Hymenoptera; Formicidae. Gene Ontology annotation, cellular component: nucleus. Gene Ontology annotation, biological process: regulation of transcription by RNA polymerase II. The transcript is spliced from 3 exons. Gene Ontology annotation, molecular function: RNA polymerase II cis-regulatory region sequence-specific DNA binding; DNA-binding transcription factor activity.